AUGCGGGUCCCCGGCCCCAGCGCGCGCGAGGCGGCCUCCGUGUACGGCACAGCGGUGGCUGUCUUCCUGGUCAUCCUGGUGGCCGCCCUGCAGGGCUCGGCUCCCCCCGAGAGCCCCUUCCCCUACCGCAUCCCCCUGGACCCUGAGGGGAUCCUGGAGCUGUCGUGGAACGUCAGCUACGUGCAGGAGACUGUCCACUUCCAGCUCCUGGUGCGGGAGCUCAAGGCCGGCGUCCUGUUCGGCAUGUCGGACCGCGGCGAGUUGGAGAACGCCGACCUGGUCGUGCUCUGGACCGACGGGGACAGUGCCUACUUUGGGGAUGCCUGGAGUGACCAGAAGGGGCAGAUCCACCUGGAUGCCCAGCAGGAUUACCAGCUGCUGCGGGCACAGAGGACCCGGGAAGGCCUAUCCCUGCUGUUCAAGAGGCCCUUUGGCACCUGUGACCCCAAGGAUUACCUCAUCGAGGACGGCACCGUCCACCUGGUGUACGGGAUCCUGGAGGAGCCGUUCCAGUCGCUGGAGGCCAUCAACGUCUCCAGCCUGCAGACGGGGCUGCAGAGGGUGCAGCUGCUGAAGCCCAACAUCUCCAUCCCGGCCCUGCCCUCGGACCUGCGCACCAUGGAGAUCCGCGCCCCAGACGUCCUGGUCCCCGGCCAGGAAACCACGUACUGGUGCUACAUCACCGAGCUCCCGGACGGCUUCCCUCGGCACCACAUCGUCAUGUACGAGCCCAUCGUCACCGAGGGCAACGAGGCCCUGGUGCACCACAUGGAGGUCUUCCAGUGCGCAGCCGAGUUCGAGAGCUUCCCCCACUUCAGCGGGCCCUGCGACUCCAAGAUGAAGCCGGAGCGGCUCAACUACUGUCGCCACGUGCUGGCUGCCUGGGCCCUGGGCGCCAAGGCCUUUUACUACCCAGAGGAAGCCGGCCUUGCUUUCGGGGGCCCUGGGUCCUCCAGAUUUCUCCGCCUGGAAGUUCACUACCACAACCCGCUGAUAAUAAAAGGCCGGCGCGACUCCUCGGGCAUCCGCCUGUACUACACGGCCACGCUGCGGCGCUUCGAUGCGGGCAUCAUGGAGCUGGGCCUGGUGUACACGCCUGUGAUGGCCAUCCCCCCGCGGGAGACGGCCUUCGUCCUCACCGGCUACUGCACGGACAAGUGCACCCAGCUGGCUCUGCCUCCUUCCGGAAUCCACAUCUUCGCCUCUCAACUCCACACACACCUGACGGGCAGGAAGGUGGUCACGGUGCUGGCCCGGGAUGGCCGCGAGAAGGAGGUUGUGAACAGGGACGACCACUACAGCCCUCACUUCCAGGAGAUCCGCAUGUUGAAGAAGGUCGUGUCCGUCCACCCGGGAGACGUGCUCAUUACUUCCUGCACAUACAACACUGGAGACAGGAAGCUGGCCACCGUGGGGGGCUUUGGGAUCCUGGAGGAGAUGUGCGUCAACUAUGUGCACUACUACCCCCUGACGCAGCUGGAGCUCUGCAAGAGUGCCGUGGACCCUGGCUUCCUGCAGAAGUAUUUCCACCUUGUGAACAGGUUCAACAGCGAGGAAGUCUGCACCUGCCCUCAAGCCUCUGUCCCUGAGCAGUUUGCCUCUGUGCCCUGGAACUCCUUCAACUGCCAAGUGCUCAAGGCUCUGUACAGCUUUGCCCCCAUCUCCAUGCACUGCAACAAGUCCUCGGCUGUCCGCUUCCAGGGUGAGUGGAAUCUGCAGCCCCUUCCCGAGAUCAUCUCCAAGCUGGAAGAGCCCACCCGUCACUGCCCAGCCAGCCAGGGUCAGAGCCCCGCCGGCCCCACCAGGGUCAGCAUCGGCGGGGGCAAAGGUUGA
Molecule: messenger RNA, 1833 nt
Organism: Balaenoptera acutorostrata (minke whale)
Lineage: Eukaryota; Metazoa; Chordata; Mammalia; Artiodactyla; Balaenopteridae
Gene: DBH
Product: dopamine beta-hydroxylase
Exons: 12
Coding region: 1-1833 (610 amino acids)
Biological process (GO): dopamine catabolic process; norepinephrine biosynthetic process; octopamine biosynthetic process
Cellular component (GO): secretory granule membrane
Molecular function (GO): dopamine beta-monooxygenase activity; copper ion binding
Source: RefSeq, a predicted model, not a curated record